This is a messenger RNA of Dentiscutata erythropus, 678 nucleotides long. NCBI's taxonomy places the organism in Eukaryota, Fungi, Glomeromycota, Glomeromycetes, Diversisporales, Gigasporaceae. The record is from the annotation of a GenBank genome assembly.
CGAUUGAUAAUUGUAAUCAUACUCGUCUAGUUGCUACUGCAUUACUAGAAGAUGAAACAGAAAAGAGUUUUAUCUGGGCUCUUUAUAUGAUUAGCAAAUGUACUAGUGAUUUAGCAUCACGAGUAGUCUAUAUGGAUUUUGAUCCAGCAAUAGCAAAUGCGAUUUUAACAAAUAUGAUGGUUAUUGAUAUUUUCGAAAGUAGAUUUGAAUCUCUUAAAUUAAAAUAUAUAGUUGCUGCUAGUUAUAUUAAACGUCAACUUGAGCCUUUCAAAACAAAGUGGGCAAUUUGCUAUAUUAACAAUCAGUUUACUAAAAUUCAAGAUCUUCUUGACCGAGAAGCUAAGUAUGCUUGUGUUGAAGAGUAUAAACACCAAAUACUAGUAGUUGGACCUGCAAAUAUAUUAAAAACUCUUUUUAAAUCUUUAAAUACUAUUGCAAAUAAAUAUCUUAUAGAACCAGUAUUGAUAAAAGUUUGUAAACAAAUGGAAGAAUACUUUUAUUACGAUACACAUUUAGAUGAUAUUGUAAGUGACAGAGUACGUGAAGAUGAUUAUGAAUUAGUACAAAGUUUAUUAACAAAUAUUCUAAGAACGAUUAAAUGCUCUGAGAUUCUUGAAAUUUGGCGCAUUACUUUUUUAUGUGGAACUAAAUCUCAAUUCGUAAUCUUAAUCUCAGAUG